Messenger RNA from Neltuma alba, 1855 nucleotides. RefSeq names its product 3-ketoacyl-CoA synthase 12-like. The transcript has a single exon. NCBI's taxonomy places the organism in Eukaryota, Viridiplantae, Streptophyta, Magnoliopsida, Fabales, Fabaceae. The coding region runs from base 120 to 1526 and encodes 468 amino acids. The record is from RefSeq and is a predicted model, not a curated record. Gene Ontology annotation, biological process: fatty acid biosynthetic process. Gene Ontology annotation, molecular function: acyltransferase activity, transferring groups other than amino-acyl groups. Gene Ontology annotation, cellular component: membrane.
UCCCUUGUCACUAUUUUCCCUCCUCAUUAUAAAUACGCCACUCCAUCUCUUUCAAGUUCUGCAUCUUUUACAACCUAUUGCUGCAUGUGUUCUCUGACAUCUCUUUCCCUCUCUCAUAUAUGGAGUUCCUCACCGUACUCUGUAUUUUUCCAAUGCUGUAUUUGUGCUUCAUGAUGUGGAAGCUGCUCGAUGAGAGAAAAGACCGAGAGUGCUUCAUUUUAGAUUACCAGUGCUACAAGCCACCAGAUGAGAGAAAGCUUGGCACUGAAUUUUGUGGCAAGAUCAUCGCCAGGAAUCCUUACUUGGGCCUCGACGAGUACAAAUUCCUGCUCAAAGCUAUUGUGAGCUCCGGCAUUGGCGAGCAAACUUACGCCCCAAGAAACGUCUUCUUGGGACGCGAGGCCCAGCCCACCUUGGAGGAUGCCCGCUUAGAGAUGGACGAGUUCUUCCACGACGCCAUCGCCAAGCUCUUGUCCAGAUCAGGAUUUUCUCCCUCCGACAUCGAUGUUCUUGUCGUCAACGUCUCCAUGUCCGCCGCCGUUCCGUCCUUGUCGUCCCGUAUCAUUAACCAUUACAAAAUGAGGGAGGACAUCAAGGCUUACAAUCUCACCGGGAUGGGUUGCAGCGCCAGCCUCAUUUCUGUGGACAUAAUCAAGAAUAUUUUCCAGUCCCAGAAGAACAAGCUUGCUCUUCUGGUGACUUCCGAGUCUUUGAGUCCAAAUUGGUAUUCUGGAAAGGACAAGUCGAUGAUUCUCGCGAACUGUUUGUUCCGAGCUGGUGGAUGUGCCAUUCUUCUCACAAACAAGAGGAGUCUGAAGCACAAAAGCAUGCUGAGACUCAAGUGCCUAGUGAGAACUCAUCAUGGGGCCAGAGAUGAGUCAUACGGAUGCUGCAUGCAACAAGAAGACGAGGAAGGACGGCUGGGUUUCUACCUCGGGAAAUCUCUCCCAAAAGCAGCUACGAGGGCUUUUGUCGAUAAUUUAAGAGUAAUAUCCCCAAAGAUUUUACCCGUAGGAGAGUUAAUGAGGUUCAUGCUGAUGUCCCUUGCGAAGAAGCUCAACACAAAGAGUUCUGCAAAGACCUCAAGCGGAGGAAUGGCCAAAUCGCCAUUGAAUUUCAAGGCAGGGGUUGAUCAUUUUUGUUUACACACAGGAGGGAAGGCUGUGAUUGACGGGGUUGGGAAGAGCUUGGAUCUGAACGAGUAUGAUCUGGAGCCAGCGAGGAUGACACUGCACCGUUUUGGGAACACGUCGGCGAGUAGCCUCUGGUAUGUGUUGGGUUACAUGGAAGCGAAGAAGAGGCUGAAGAAAGGAGAGAGAAUACUGAUGAUAAGCUUCGGUGCAGGCUUUAAAUGCAAUAGCUGUCUGUGGGAGGUAACGAGGGAUCUUGAGGACGCUAACGUGUGGGAAGAUUGCAUUGAUGAGUACCCACCACAGUGCUUGGCCAAUCCUUUCUUGGAGAAGUUUGGUUGGAUCCACACACUUGAGGACCUCACCAACGUCCAAGUACCUGAUUUUCUGAGCUGAGCUCUCUCAUCAUCUCUGGUUUUAAAGAGAUAAUAAAAAGAAAAAGGGGCACGCGUAAGGGGAGUAUACGUAUAGUGCUAUAGUUGUUGGGUGUGAGUGGAGAUUUGUACAUGACAAUAAAGUAUUUCUCACCAUCAGUAUCUCCACAACAUCCUGAUGCACCGCGGUUCUUAUAUCACCCACACUCUGAAUUUGUUUUGCAUAUUUGCUGUGUUGUACACUAUAUGUUAUUGUUGAAUUCCGCACUGUUUAAAGGGUUAUGGUGAUAGUGAUCAACGAAAAGAUAGAUAUUGUGAAAAUAACCUUUCACUCUACUGUGCUUUUAGAGA